Nicotiana tabacum (common tobacco) is the source of this 1062-nucleotide messenger RNA. The record is from RefSeq and is a predicted model, not a curated record. NCBI's taxonomy places the organism in Eukaryota, Viridiplantae, Streptophyta, Magnoliopsida, Solanales, Solanaceae.
AUGGCGGUAUUCCGAUAUUCGAAGGAGGAGGUGGAUAAUUUGCUAGGUUUAGUAGAUGUUUGGAAUACAAUUGCCUUUUGUGUGGUUGAAGGAUACGGGUCUAGUAGAAGAGCAAACGUUACAGUUGAGACUAUUCAUGGCGAUAUUUUUGACUGUGUGGACAUUUAUAAACAACCAGCUCUUCUGCACCCACUGCUGGACAAAGAAAGAAUUAGGUUUGCAGGCAUUAGCAUAAAAGCGUCCCCAGCAAUAAAUAGAUUUACAGGUGCCUCAACCAUCGUUACUUUGUAUAAUCCACAAGUAAAUGGACCUGGCCAAUACACUUCUGCAACAAUAUUUCUUGAAAGUGGAGAUGCGACAAAUUUAGAGCAGAUACAAACUGGAUGGAUUGUACAUCCACAACUAAAUGGGGACGGACGGACACGGUUGUACACCUACUGGACAGCAGAUGGCCACCAGAAAACAGGAUGUUACAACAGUAUUUGUCCAGGAUUCGUUCAGCUUAGCAGUGAAAUACCAGUAGAUUAUGCUUUCCCAAAAGUCUCCUUGCCACAGUAUGACAGCCAAGAACUGCAGAUUCAGAUCUACAAGGAUCAAGAGUAUUAUCUUCAGCUGUUCUCUGUAUUUGUUAUUGGAUUAUGGCCGGACGACAUAUUCAAGGCUUUGAGAAAUGGGUCGGAGACAGUGAGAUAUGGAGGGCAGGCGCAUACACCAGCUGGUGAAACAGUGAGCCCACCAAUGGGAAAUGGCCAAUUUUGGGCCGGCUAUAAGCGCCUCACUUGUCGCAUGCGCCAAAUCAUGUAUGGUGUGGACAUUGAUCAAGAAGUUCAGCCAGAUGAAUCGUUGGUUCAAACUCAUAGGGAUAGGUGUUACUGUGAAGGGAAUGAAAAUAAUGCCCGAGAUGGUUACUGGGAUUAUAAUUUCUUAUUUGGUGGUCCUGGUAACUGCACUGAUGCACCACCUACUUGUUAACUCAUAUCCAAAUAUUAAGAAGUUAGCAUAUUAUAAUUUCAGAUAACUAAUUAUUGUUGGGGAAUUUAAAUUUAUUUUGGAUGAUUUAAA